Molecule: messenger RNA, 1473 nt
Organism: Eurytemora carolleeae
Lineage: Eukaryota; Metazoa; Arthropoda; Copepoda; Calanoida; Temoridae
Product: upstream stimulatory factor 2
Exons: 3
Coding region: 1-276 (91 amino acids)
Biological process (GO): regulation of transcription by RNA polymerase II
Molecular function (GO): DNA-binding transcription factor activity, RNA polymerase II-specific; protein dimerization activity; RNA polymerase II cis-regulatory region sequence-specific DNA binding
Source: RefSeq, a predicted model, not a curated record
AUGAAUUCAGUGAAAAUGAUUUUAAAAUGGUUUUAUUUAUUGCAGGGGAAGCAGGCCCAGUCUAAGGGUGGAAUCUUGGCAAAAGCUUGCGAAUAUUUAGCAGAAACUAGGAACGCUAACGAUCGGUUGCGCGAUUCUCUAAAGAAUGCCGCGGAAUUAACUACAGAGAACGAACGGUUAAACACUGAACUACAACGCCUACAGAGAGAGAACGCAGUGUUACAACAGCAGAUCCAACGGUCCCACCUGAAAGCCGAACUAGACUUCAAUAUGUGACCUAACGUAGAUCUGACACAUAGUCUUGACCUUCAAGGUCAUGACCUUCCAGCUGGUGACCUUCAAGGUCAUGACCUUCCAGCUGAUGACCUCUAAGUGUAAACAUUCAAGUUCGUGUCCUCUAAGUACAUGGUCUCUAUGUUAUGACAUUUUCGUUCUUGAUCAAAGGUUAUGACCUCAAAUGCCAUGUUUUAAAGGUCAUGACCAACGACCAUGACCUCAAGGCUUCAUGAUUUCCCGGCUAAAGAUCUUUCAGCACUUGAAUUUCUCCCGAUAGAGACUAAAUUUGUCCAAUCAUAAAGGAACUCAGCCGAGCGCAUGAAACAGAACUGUUCAGUACAGUACAGUACAGUACAGUACAGUACAGUACAGUACAGUACAGUACAGUACAGUACAGUUUGACUUUGUACUGUACUUUAUAUAACGUGUACAUAUGAAUAAUGUAGUUGACACUGGCUAUGUUCUCUAAACAUAAAAUCAAUAAGUUAAAAAACAAUAUUGUUGAUUUUAAGUUUUUAAGUUUGUUUUUUAAAAUUUUUACUUCCAAGUAGAUUUAUCUAUAUUCCAUAUUUUGGUUUUUUAAUAUUAUGUCAGUCGGUCUCUCAGCCCAGUUUGAAAAUAAUUAUGUUUUCACAGAUUUAGGAAAAAUUGACAUUUAAAUCAUUUGUGUAUUUUUGAUUUGGAAAAGAAAAAGAUAGUCCCCCCCUCCUUGUUUGAUAUCGUUGAAAUGCCCAAAUCUGAUUCGGUCAAAAACUAAGAAUUGAUGUGUUUUUUUUGCAUAAUAAUCUUUUUCUGAGUAAAGUAUGAAAUGUUGUGACAAAAUUUAAUGUUAUGAACACUGUUUGAAUUAAUUCUAAGAAUACGAUAGAUUUACCUGAAACUAUUUUGUUAAUAAAUAAUAAAAUAAUAGUUAAAUAUAACAUACAAGAUCACGGUAAAUAUAACAUACAAGAUCACGGUUAUAAUUCCCUAUCAAUAUAUUAUCUAUUUAUAAUGUUAAGAUACGGGAUAGGUAAAUCUAACGAAAGUUCUUUAAUCUGCCAAUGUACCAUUAAUAGUUGUUGUAAUUAUCUUUCAUAAGUAAAGCGCUUUAAUGCGUAGGAAUGCGUAAAUUUAAAAGCGUAGGGGCCCUGGGACGUCUUCGUACGCAACAUUCAUUGUAAGUAUUAAUCGUAAUAAAUACAUUUGAAAGAUGUG